UACGUUGCAAUGCUAGUUGACAGCGUCAAAUGGCGUCAAUAUGAUCGCAUUAUUGACAGAUGACGUCAUUUUCACUACGUUACAUACGAAAAUCGUUGCGAACGAAGUUACAUAAUUAGCCCACUGUUCAGAACAACUUCUAAUGGAAUGCACGUGACACCACGUGGUGUUACAAUAGAUACUAUACUCUAUGUACAACAUGUUCAUAGUGUUACGUAGAUGUAAAUGAAACACAAGCCACAAUGCAUGACAGAAUCGGACUACUGGUGGUUGCAGUGUGCGUCCUGACAUUAGUGUGUGAAUCUGUGGAUACCAAAGAAACAUGUCCGAAUGUGAAGAAUUCCGUAGAUUUGUCAAGAAAAAGGCGACAUCUCGUGUUCCCAGAUAAAAGCAACAUGAUUCUCACCAUGUCCAUAGUGAAAGCAAUAAUGACUCACGCACCGUCGGGUUGGAAUAUAGCGUUGGAAAUAGAUGUCAUGUUCCCACUGCCAGAUUCGAAAUUCACACUCAAACAUCUGAGAAGGAAGUUACAUCAUCGACAGAUACGACAGCUAUGGGAGGGCAUAGAGAAUGCAAUUAAUUUCCAAAACUUGAACGGCCGCGCUUGUAUCCUCAAAAGCAUAUGCGAAGCGAAGUUGUAUUUGGCGCCUCCAGGGAAAUCAUUAGUUCAUGACAUAUUGAGGGCAAUAUUUGCGGCUCCACUGUUCGAGGAAGAGUUCGUGCGGGAAGUGGGCUGUCUCUACGAUGAAUUAUCGGACCCACACUAUUGUGACAAAAUCAACGACUGCCCUUUCUCUCUGCUAUAUUUUCUUAUAACAAAAUAG
This is a messenger RNA of Achroia grisella, 824 nucleotides long. RefSeq lists its product as uncharacterized. The record is from RefSeq and is a predicted model, not a curated record. NCBI's taxonomy places the organism in Eukaryota, Metazoa, Arthropoda, Insecta, Lepidoptera, Pyralidae. The transcript is spliced from 4 exons. Bases 243 to 824 code for a protein of 193 amino acids.